Molecule: messenger RNA, 2068 nt
Organism: Branchiostoma floridae (Florida lancelet)
Lineage: Eukaryota; Metazoa; Chordata; Leptocardii; Amphioxiformes; Branchiostomatidae
Exons: 2
Coding region: 887-1795 (302 amino acids)
Source: RefSeq, a predicted model, not a curated record
GAGACAAAUACACUGCAGGCUGGCAUCAUUUGUGUGCUUUGAUUCUCUUUCCCAUUCCACCAGUGUACGUUGCAAUCAGCAAUAAGUAUUAUUACUAAUAACAUUAUAUGAUAAGAACAUGCAAGUCAUGGAAGUUCCAAAAGUAGAAUAAUCCCGUUUUCAAGAAUCUGUUGUGUUGUCUUCAACAUCGAACUGAACAUUGUAGGUUAAGCGCUUACAACAUAAGUAACUGUUAAUGUACAAUGGUUGUAACUUGUUACUCUCUGUUUCCUUCCUUACGACACAUUCCUGAAAGUGAAAUAAGAACUACUACUAACUGUUGUAAUCACGUUGAUGCAAUGGCAAUGUAUACUUUGAAGUAGCACUGAUUCUGUUACAACUUAAAUUUUUUAGUAAAUUAACAUUAAUUAACACAGUUACAUUUGAAAAAAAAUAUAUAACGUUGAUAGGAAGAUAAAUGAAUUUUCAUGACACCUUGUAUUAAACUGUAGAUGAUGGUGGAAUUCUUUUGUUUCUUGCAACUGAUUUGCAUGGUUUAUGUCUUAUGAUGUCCACCCUUAUUUCUACUCAACUUCCACGUACUGCAGCGAUGAAAUCCGCAUCAUUUACUGCCAUAAAUUACUGUAUAAAUUUUUCCUUGAUUACACAAAUAUUUGUGUCUCUGGAGAAUAUAUGUUCCUCAACCAUAAGUCACAGUUGGAGGGUCCUAUCGUGGAACCCAUCGGAUUUAGGUAUGCCAUCAUAAAUCACAGUUGAAGGGUCCUAUUAUGGAACCCAUCGGAUUUAGGUAUGCCUUCACCAACCAUAAGUCACAGUUGGAGGGUCCUAUCAUGGAACCCAUCGGAUUUAGGUAUGCCAUCAUAAAUCACAGUUGAAGGGUCCUAUUAUGGAACCCAUCGGAUUUAGGUAUGCCUUCACCAACCAUAAAUCACAGUUGGAAGGUCCUAUCGUGGAACCCAUCGGAUUUAGGUAUGCCCUCACCAACCAUAAAUCACAGUUGGAGGGUCCUAUCAUGGAACCCAUCGGAUUUAGGUAUGCCCUCACCAAUCAUAAAUCACAGUUGGAGGGUCCUAUCAUGGAACCCAUCGGAUUUAGGUAUGCCCUCACCAAUCAUAAAUCACAGUUUGAGGGUCCUAUCAUGGAACCCAUCGGAUUUAGGUAUGCCCUCACCAACCAUAAAUCACAGUUGGAGGGUCCUAUCAUGGAACCCAUCGGAUUUAGGUAUGCCCUCACCAACCAUAAAUCACAGUUGGAGGGUCCUAUCAUGGAACCCAUCGGAUUUAGGUAUGCCCUCACCAAUCAUAAAUCACAGUUGGAGGGUCCUAUCAUGGAACCCAUCGGAUUUAGGUAUGCCCUCACCAACCAUAAAUCACAGUUGGAGGGUCCUAUCGUGGAACCCAUCGGAUUUAGGUAUGCCCUCACCAAUCAUAAAUCACAGUUGGAGGGUCCUAUUAUGGAACCCAUCGGAUUUAGGUAUGCCCUCACCAAUCAUAAAUCACAGUUGGAGGGUCCUAUCAUGGAACCCAUCGGAUUUAGGUAUGCCCUCACCAACCAUAAAUCACAGUUGGAGGGUCCUAUCGUGGAACCCAUCGGAUUUAGGUAUGCCCUCACCAAUCAUAAAUCACAGUUUGAGGGUCCUAUCAUGGAACCCAUCGGAUUUAGGUAUGCCCUCACCAAUCAUAAAUCACAGUUGGAGGGUUCUCUCGUGGAACCCAUCGGAUUUAGGUAUGCCCUCACGAACUGCCUCUGGUCCGUUUGGUGGAAUCUUUCUGUAAGCCCGUUGCUAUGGGGAUGAUAUUGGUACAGGUUGUUCUCUUUUUGCAUACAUGAAAGUUUAAAAGUUGUUGUUAUACCGAAUAUGGCACUGUUUGUUGCUCUUUUUCAUGUUAAUGGAAAUUUGCAAUACACAAAUAUCAUUAAAUAACAAUACUUUAGUUCACCUGUCGUUGUUGUAUGUGUUACGCGUACGUUAUGUCAUGUGUGAACUUAUAUGUCCAGGAAGACUAGCGGUGUACCAUCUUGUAUCAUAGCUAAUGAACGAAUAAAGCCUCUAAAGUCACUUUUCAAA